UCCGAUCGAGUUUUUCGAGACAGUCGAGACGAGUACUUCUCUUUCAGAGAGAGAAUGAGUAAGAUUGCGGAAGUAGGACAGCUUAACUUCGGAGAAUGGCCCCCGAGGGGGGGAUCUCGCACUAUUGACUGCUUUGACAAAUUGGAGCACAUCGGUGAAGGAACUUACGGUCAGGUUUACAUGGCCAGAGAAAUCGAAUCUGGGGAAAUUGUUGCUCUUAAAAGGAUACGCAUGGAAAAUGAACUAGAGGGGUUUCCAAUGACCGCCAUCCGAGAAAUUAAGAUUCUUAAUAAGCUUAAUCAUGAAAAUGUUAUAAAGCUGAAAGAAAUUGUGACUUCUCCAGGUCGUGGGAGGGAUGAACAAAGGGGACUUGAUAAUAAGUACAAAGGUGGCAUCUACAUGGUGUUAGAAUACAUGGAUCAUGACUUGACGGGGCUUUCUAAACGUCCUGGAAUGAGAUUUACAGUGAGCCAGAUUAAGUGUUACAUGAAACAGCUGUUGACUGGUCUUCAUUAUUGUCAUAUCAAUCAAGUACUUCAUCGGGACAUCAAAGGUUCUAACCUUUUGAUAAAUAAUGAGGGAAAUUUGAAACUAGCAGAUUUCGGGCUUGCAAGAUUUCUUCCUUCUAAUAAUAGAGAAAGUCUUACUAAUUGUGUUAUUACUUUGUGGUAUAGGCCCCCAGAGUUGUUACUUGGAUCAACAAAAUAUGGUCCAGCUGUUGAUAUGUGGUCUGUUGGUUGUGUCUUUGCUGAGCUUUUGAAUGGGAAACCGAUCUUGCCUGGUGAAAACGAGACUGAGCAAUUGAACAAGAUAUUUGAUCUUUGCGGGUCACCGGAUGAAAAUAACUGGCCAGGGGUUUCCUUGAUUCCUUGGUACGAUAAUCUCAAGCCAACAAGACCCAUGAAGAGACGUGUUAGGGAGGUUUUCCAACAUUUUGACAGUCUUGCCCUUGAUUUACUGGAGAGAUUGCUGACGCUUGACCCAUCCCAGAGAAUAUGUGCCAUAGAUGCCCUUGACGCCGACUACUUCUGGACUGACCCUUUACCAUGUGAUCCCAAGAGCCUGCCUAAAUAUGAAUCAUCUCAUGAAUUCCAGACAAGGAAAAAGAGGCAGCAACAGCAUGAAGAAGCAGCAGCGAGGAGACAGAGGUUGCGGCAGCAGCAUACUCGACUGACUAACCAUCCCUACUACUAUGUCGAGCCUCGCGGUCCAGCAGGAGAUCAGACUGGGUAUCCUCCAAGUGGAAGUUCUGAAGUUGGUCCGUCGGAUUAUUCCCAAAGCGGAAGUUCUGGAGUUGGUCCGUCGGAUUAAUUCCUAAAGAAGGCAACAUGGCAAAUUUGCAGGCGGGAGGGGUCCUGGUAAUCGAAAUCAACAGUAUAAUUAACAGCAGUUAAGUAUGGAUUUAUUUUCAGAGUAGAAGUAGUUAAUAGAGGAAGUUGACAUGGAAGAAACUGCCCCAAUAUCUUUAGUUGGAGUUUUGCGAUGAUUAGUCAGUUUGUUUUUAGUAGAAAACAAAGAAUAGUUAUUCUGGUACUUAAAAUUCUAACAAAAGAAAGUGAAACUACUGUUUUUUAGGGAUCUAAAGGGCUUGGUGUAUAUGCUGCUGGAAACGUAAAUGCUCUGUUAGAUUUGCUUUGUGAGAGGAAAUAUGCAAAAGCUGUUUACUAAUUCUAGAGGAAGCCAAUAAG
This is a messenger RNA of Carica papaya (papaya), 1688 nucleotides long. RefSeq names its product cyclin-dependent kinase C-2-like. Gene Ontology annotation, molecular function: RNA polymerase II CTD heptapeptide repeat kinase activity; ATP binding. Gene Ontology annotation, biological process: protein phosphorylation; positive regulation of transcription elongation by RNA polymerase II. Gene Ontology annotation, cellular component: cyclin-dependent protein kinase holoenzyme complex; nucleus. The record is from RefSeq and is a predicted model, not a curated record. Lineage: Eukaryota; Viridiplantae; Streptophyta; Magnoliopsida; Brassicales; Caricaceae.